This is a messenger RNA of Fusarium poae, 924 nucleotides long. RefSeq lists its product as uncharacterized. The transcript has a single exon. NCBI's taxonomy places the organism in Eukaryota, Fungi, Ascomycota, Sordariomycetes, Hypocreales, Nectriaceae. Bases 1 to 924 code for a protein of 307 amino acids. The record is from RefSeq and is a predicted model, not a curated record.
AUGUACACACCUACGGUAUUCGUUAGUGGAGCUACAGGCUGCCAGGGAGGUGCAGUCGCCCGGUAUCUUCGGUCCAAAAGCGUUUCUGUACACGCUCUCGCUCGUAACCCAACCUCAGCAAAGGCUGAAGAGCUCAAAACCAUCGGUGUCAAAAUUACAUCGGGUGAUUAUGACAACAAGGCAGCACUGGAAGAGGCCAUGAAAGGCUGCACCUCUAUCUUCCUAGUCCUCAUGCCUGAUUUCACCGAUCUCACUGCAGAAAGGCGAUGGGCCACCAACAUUUUCCUCGCUGCCAAAGCAGCUGGUGUCAAUCAUGCCAUUUACUCAAGUGGGUUCAGCGCCGAUAACCCAGACAGUUUGACAGUCCUGGAAAGAGGAGGUUUCGCGGACAUAGUCAUGCGCAACAAAAAUGCCAUCGAGCAGCAAACUCGAAGCGCAGACUUCCAUUACUGGACUAUUCUGCGCCCUGGAUUCUUCAUGGCCAACUUUGUUGAACCAUUCGUCAGAAUGUAUCCUGACCUUAUCGAAAAGGGGGUUUGGAUAACCGCCCUCAAACCUACGACUAUCAUACCCUUGACUGAUACUGUAACUAUCGGGAGGUUCGGCGGCGAAGCAUUUUUGAACCCAGAGCGAUUCCACGAAAAGGAGAUCACAUAUGCUGAUGACUGGCUUGACGCAGAGACCAUCCUGGGCAAUCUCUCUGGCGCGGUUGGCAAGGAACUCAAAGCCGAAUACCUUUCGGAUGAGAAGAUUGAAGAGCAGAAACCGACCAAUCCGUUUAUAUCUGGCCAACUUUGCAUGCGAGAUAUGGCCAAACUAGCGACAAAAGAAGCUACUGAAGAAUGGGGCAUCCCCUUAAGCACAUUUGAUGAGUUUUUGCACAGAGAGAAAGUGGCCAUCGACGAGACUUACCACAUAUUGUGA